CUCGGUUCUGUGCCAAGAUCCAACAACCAAAGGCGAUCGAUCGCAAACAGCAGCCUCUGCCUAAGGACGGCAAAGUUGUCACGUCCACCUCUGUCGAGUGACCCAGCUCCAGCCAGCCAUCAAGACACGUGCGUAGCAAUGGCCUUCUACUACGGCAUGGGCGGGCAGUCGUCCUCGCCGUCGUGGGCGGCGGCGGGGAUGGUGCAGGAGGUACUGCCGCCGCCGAGCAGGCCGUGGAGCAAGGCGGAGGACAAGGUGUUCGAGAGCGCGCUGGUGGCGUUCCCGGAGCACGUACCGAACCGGUGGGCGAUGGUGGCGUCGCGGCUGCCGGGGCGCACGGCGCAGGAGGCCUGGGACCACUACCAGGCGCUGCUGGCCGACGUCGACCUCAUCGAGCGCGGCAUGGUCGACGCCCCGGGCUCCUGGGACGACGACGCCACCGCCGGAGAGCGCGCGGGGACGGGCCGCGGCCGCGGAGGAGGGAGCGGAGACGAGCGCCGCCGCGGCGUGCCGUGGACCGAGGAGGAGCACAGGCUAUUUCUGGAGGGGCUGGAGAAGUACGGGCGCGGCGACUGGCGGAACAUAUCGCGGUGGUCGGUGAAGACGCGGACGCCGACGCAGGUGGCGAGCCACGCGCAGAAGUACUUCAUCCGCCAGGCCAACGCCACCAGCCGCGGCGACACCAAGCGCAAGAGCAUCCACGACAUCACCACCCCGUGACCGGCCCGAGGAGAAGACAUCAAGCAAGAUCCAGUCCAGGCUACCUAUCUAUGUACCUGCAUUUUGGCCCCGUAGUAUCGACCUAUGCGAGACGGAAAAGAACAGCCGUCCCUGUGGUUGUGCAGAGUGUAGGAUAAAACUAGCCUGGCAUGAAUCUGGCAUCAACAACCUGUAUUAAGUGGUACUAGUAUGAUCGAAUAAACUGUGCUUGUGUGUCUGGAAGGAUUUUGACAGUCCAGCGCAUGCUCUUUUAACAGAAUUUAAACUA
Phragmites australis (common reed) is the source of this 988-nucleotide messenger RNA. RefSeq names its product transcription factor DIVARICATA-like. Gene Ontology annotation, molecular function: DNA binding. NCBI's taxonomy places the organism in Eukaryota, Viridiplantae, Streptophyta, Magnoliopsida, Poales, Poaceae. The transcript has 2 exons. The coding region runs from base 139 to 720 and encodes 193 amino acids. The record is from RefSeq and is a predicted model, not a curated record.